AUGAACCAAUCUGAACUGCCCGAGCUCUCUUCCGAGAACCGUGAGGCCACGGUUUCGACUCAGCAAGGAGAGCGCGUCAAAUACCGCGAAGAUGGCUGGUGCCCCUUUCAUCCGGACAUUCAACUUAGAGAGAGAAAAGGUAUUCUGGGCCGGAAAUGGAAGACCAUCCUUCCCAUGUGCCCCCGCUGUCAAGCGGAAUGGGAGCUCAACAUGGGUAGUGUCAGCAGCAACAUGACAUCGUCUUCCAUUUCAUCGCCUACGUCUCCUGUUCGACAGGCCGCCACGACGACGGUUUCUCCCGCUGUCGUAUCUCCCCCACCAACUCCAGGAUCAUCGUAUACCGGCGUUUUGCCAAUGGCUCUCGUUGUGGGCAGCAACGGCACCGUCCAACAAGAAAGUUUUGUCUCGGCAACGUCCAACACUACCGGUACGUCUAUCAGUAUGCAAUCUUCCACCUCGGGUGGAUCGGCGGCGCUGGAUCCCAAUUCCAGGAACCGACCCUCAAAUCCCCUGGUGGAUGCCAUCAGGAAUAUCAAAAAGAACAGUCGAAGACUGGCUAAGGCACUCCAAAGUCUGGUGAAUGCCUGCAAUGGCGACGCCCGGGGGCAAAAAGAGGUGCUGGAGGCAGGUGGGGUGGAAGCCAUUCUGUUGGCCACCAAGAUCCACACCCAAAACGCCAAAAUCCAGCAAUUGACUUGCAAGGCUCUCUGGACGUUAUCAUUUGGCAGCAACCACCACAAACGACAAGUGGCACAAGCGGGAGGAAUCGGGGCCAUUUUGAGUGCCAUGCAAACUCACCCAAAAGACGCUGAGGUCCAAGAACAGGCAUGCGGCGCUCUUCGGAACUUGUCCUUUUACAACCCCAACAAUGUUCAGAUUGCCAAUUCCGGUGGGAUCUUGGCACUGUUGGCAGCCAUGCAACACCACUUGGGCGAGGCCAUUCUGCAAGAAGAAGCCUGUGGAGCGCUCAGGAAUUUGUCGUUUGAUCACCAGAAUCAAAUUUCGAUUGUGAGCGCCGGUGGCAUUGAAGCCAUCGUAGCGUCUCUUUCGCAGCAUCCCCAGAAUGCCGCCCUUCAAGAACAGGGUUGUGGGACGAUGCACAAUCUCUCCUUUCGUGGUCCUUACCAAGUGUCCAUUGCCAACGCCGGAGGCAUUCCCGUCGUUCUGGCGGCGCUCCGGAAUCAUCCCACGGAUGCCACCGUGCAAGAACAAGGGUGCGGUGCAUUCGGCAAUUUGGCCCAGCACGAGCCAAGUCAAUCGAUCCUCCUAUCGGGCGUCCAACUCAUUCUGGCAGCCAUGGAACGCCAUCCUACCCACGCUGGAGUCCAAGCGAGCGCUUGUGGGGCGCUGUGCCAGCUGUCGCGUCCCUUGUUUAUGCGGCCUCGAAUCCGUGCGGCCGGUGGUGUGGAAGCGCUCGUGUUGGCACAAACGGCACAUCCCAAUCACCCUGCCAUUCGAGGCCAUGCGACAAAAGCACUGAAGAGUUUGGGAUUCUCCAACACGGAGCAGUGGUUGCGGGGCUCGGAAGGUUCGUAA
Molecule: messenger RNA, 1536 nt
Organism: Seminavis robusta
Lineage: Eukaryota; Bacillariophyta; Bacillariophyceae; Naviculales; Naviculaceae
Source: the annotation of a GenBank genome assembly